This is a messenger RNA of Eucalyptus grandis, 1434 nucleotides long. RefSeq lists its product as uncharacterized. The record is from RefSeq and is a predicted model, not a curated record. The transcript is spliced from 3 exons. Lineage: Eukaryota; Viridiplantae; Streptophyta; Magnoliopsida; Myrtales; Myrtaceae. Bases 554 to 1042 code for a protein of 162 amino acids.
UGGUUCACCUUCAUAUGCACGUCAGUGGCCCUCAAAGUGGGCUAAAAUUGUGACCGAAAGGCUACAGAGUUGACACUGCCAUUUCAACAGCCACUGCUUUCUAUAUUCUUCAUUCUGCAUGCCUAUUAAAGUGGCUUUGAAAGGCUUUUGUGUUGUAGGCUUUCUUCCUAUUUUUUUCUCUCCUUUGUUAAGCAGUUUUUUCUUCAUGAUAUAGUCUCUGACUGUGGUAUUACACCUUGUGGUUCAUCAUCUUCUUCUUCUUUCUGGUAAAUCUUCCCUUGUCCACACAGCUUACAAGAGAAGUUAGGCUUUUCUUGUCAGUUAGCAAUUGAUCUUAUUGACAGAGGAAAAAUAAAGAGACGUUUUGACCAACAACAACCAUAAACAAGGAAGGAUUUUGUUUCGUAACACAUUAAAGUUCAAAGACCUCAACAUUAUUCUAUUUCAUCUGGCCUUGUAGUGGGGAAGCCACCUGCAUAUUAUUUCUGUUUAUGGUUUUGUGACUGUAUGGUCCGGAAAUUUGCAUAAUUUGGUUUAGCUGCAGCCUGCCAAGAUGAGGAAAUCUCCAGUAUACCCUAAAUGUGAGGCAAGUGAUUAUGGUGCUACUGAAUUUGAUCCACAAAUGGACUUUCUCCGGUUCUUGGAUGAAGCCAGACAGCACAUAUGCGAACCAAAUGUAAGAGCUUCUGCACCAAAUUCUGCAGAAGUGGUGGGAAAGAAAAACCCGGGUGAAGAGAAAAGGAGCAAGAAGUCAUGGAAGAGCUCCCUGUUUUCAUGGUUGAGAACAGAGAAGAAGAGCAAGCCCCAAGCAGAACCUGCAAGUCAUCGUCAUAACCAUAAACCAAGAAAAAUUGUUUCCGGUCCCAUCUUUGGGGCAAGUAAGGAAUCUGAUGCUUGGCUCCGGCGUCUGAACUCAGGGUCGUUCUCCACUCUUUUCAAUUCCACAAAAAGAGCAGAGAACGAAAUGCCAUACAUGUCUCUAGAAGGGUUGGACAAACCUCAGGCCGUUAAGAACUACGGACCUGUUUACUUGGUAACUUAACCCUAGGGACAUUGGAACAGUAGGUCCUCAGUUUCUGCAACAAAGAGGACGUUGACUUGGCUGGAGUAUGAAGAUUGUUCAGAGGCGAAUGUCCUGAGUGUUUAGCACUCAUAUAGGAGCCAUCGAUUGCAUAGCGUUAAUUUCAUGAAAAGAGCUAAAAAAUAGCAAUUGAUUGUGUUUACUGGCAACCCUUACCAUUUCUUCUGUUGUUUCCUGAGUCAACAACAAUUUCCCGUAAGUCACGCUUGCUUCAGAUUAACGUCAAUAGCUUCAAGGCUACAUUAAGGGCGGGUUUUUGUAAUAAUGAUGUAUAUCAGGAGCUCCAUUCUGUAAUGAACUUUGACAAACUCUUAGAAGCCGAAAUUAUAACUUCGAUCUCACCGUAUUAUACA